Molecule: messenger RNA, 786 nt
Organism: Volvox carteri f. nagariensis
Lineage: Eukaryota; Viridiplantae; Chlorophyta; Chlorophyceae; Chlamydomonadales; Volvocaceae
Exons: 5
Coding region: 1-786 (261 amino acids)
Cellular component (GO): membrane
Molecular function (GO): signaling receptor activity
Source: RefSeq, a predicted model, not a curated record
AUGGGCUUAGUGCUGUUCGCGGACACAGUCAGCAACCUGCGCUGCAGCUGGGUCGAUUUUUCGCCAUUUUUGGUAGCGUGGAUUGGCCAAACACUGCACGGUCCUUUGUCGUGCGGCUACCAUACCUUCAUGUGCAUGUCUCCAACUGUCGCCAACCGCUGGCGCAAACUCGACCUCACCUUCAUCCUCGUGCUCAACACCUGUGCCACGUACGCACUGUCGUACUUCACCUUUGGACUGGUGUUAUCAUUCCUGUGGACGGGUCUGGUGGCUACAGUUGCCGUACUGGGCAUCCAGCGGGUACUGGCACUGCAGCCCCGGCAGCAGCUGGAUCGGCGGCGCAUUGUGGGCAUGAUCGGUCUGACGUGUUUGGGUUAUUACGUGCCGUUGGUGGUCAGAGGAAUGGCGGCCAUGGCGCUGCAGGGCAAGAUGUGGCCCGAGCUGGGUAUCGCUCUGGUGGUGCUGAGUUGCCACCUGGGCGGGGCCCUGGUGUAUGCUACUCACUGGCCGCAACGGCACUUCCCUGGAGUGUUCGAUCUGGCGGGCUUCUCCCACAACCUGAUGCACAUCUUCUGUUUCACGGCCUACAACUGCGCCUACCCCUACCUCUCCUAUUUGUACAGCCAGAGGGUGGAGUGGGCCGCAGCUCUGAGCUCAGCAGUGAUGACAUCCAGUGCUGCGACAUCAACAAUGACAACCUCCUCCACCUCCACGUCCACUUACAUGUCAACUGCCGGGGCCGCCGCUGCAGCGGGCCGGGACUCGGCCUCCCUUCGUUUCGUUUGA